This is a messenger RNA of Tribolium castaneum (red flour beetle), 1509 nucleotides long. RefSeq names its product slalom (gene sll). The record is from RefSeq and is a predicted model, not a curated record. NCBI's taxonomy places the organism in Eukaryota, Metazoa, Arthropoda, Insecta, Coleoptera, Tenebrionidae. Gene Ontology annotation, molecular function: 3'-phosphoadenosine 5'-phosphosulfate transmembrane transporter activity. The transcript has a single exon. Gene Ontology annotation, biological process: transmembrane transport. Gene Ontology annotation, cellular component: Golgi membrane; endoplasmic reticulum membrane. Bases 151 to 1449 code for a protein of 432 amino acids.
CUAUUUACUAUACUAUGCUGUCACUUUGUUGACAGUGACAGUUCAAAAGUGUGGUUAAGACCCAAAUGUUUAUUUACAUUUUUAUCAUUUAAUCUCGCCUAACAUGCGCCUAAAGUCCGCCUAGUCCCUUCAAGCCCCAAAAUCGCCGAAAUGGCGACCAGUGCCCCCUUCAAAAUCGCCUUCAUAGUGCUAAGUUCGGUGACAGCCCUCUGCCUCCUGAACAAGGCUUUAUCGGCAUCGUCCCUCGUCCAACAAACCCCAGAAGAGUACAGUUGGCUCGUCCAUGGCUUGAUGAACAUCCUCGGCUACGCCACUUUAUUCAUCCCGGGCUAUUUAACCUACAAAUACGUCCGAAAAACCAACUACAUCAACCGAGGGGGCGACGGUUGGUGUUUCCGAGGCAUUCAAACGUGUUUCGGGGAGGACGAGUCGAGCGCUUCGGGAACUGCCCCCACUGUGAUUCAGCGCUCAACAAGUCAGGAGAUAAUCUCGAUCAUGUUUCAUUUUUUCGGCCUGCAAGUGUCCUACUUGACUUGGGGCGUUUUGCAGGAGAAAGUCAUGACGCAAAAGUACCAAAGUGGCGCCGAGACUGAGUAUUUUAAAGACUCGCAGUUUCUGGUGUUUGUUAAUCGAGUGCUGGCGUUUUGCAUGUCGGGGGUUUACAUUUUUUGUACGAAACAGACCAGACACCGGUGUCCGUUAUACAAAUACGCCUUUUGUUCCUUCUCGAAUAUUAUGAGCUCGUGGUGCCAGUACGAGGCGCUGAAAUACGUGUCGUUUCCGCACCAAGUGUUGGCAAAAGCCGCUAAAACUAUUCCUGUGAUGCUAAUGGGGAGGAUUAUCUCGAAAACUAAGUACGAGUAUUACGAAUACGUAACUUCUGUUAUUUUGUCGGUAGGGAUGUUGAUGUUUAUGCUUGAUGUGGGGAACGAUCGCGCGGAUUCGGCUAUCACAACUUUAUCAGGCGCUUUUUUACUAAUUUUAUACAUAGUUUUUGAUAGUUUUACCUCGAACUGGCAACAAGCUUUAUUCAAGUCUUAUAAGAUUAAACCCGUUCAGAUGAUGUGCUGUGUUAAUUUAUUUUCUUGCGUUUUUACGGCCGUUUCGUUGCUGCAACAAGACGUGUUCUUCAAGUCGUUCCAUUUCAUGUUGAAAUACCCACAGUUCGUUGUGGAUUGUCUCCUACUAUCUGUGUGUUCAGCGGCUGGACAGCUAUUUAUUUUUAGUACGAUUGCCAAGUUCGGGCCUUUGAUUUUUGCCAUAAUUACCACAAUAAGACAAGGCUUGAGUGUGCUCCUGAGCUGUAUUAUCUACAACCACCAUGUGACUAUAGCCGGGGUGUUUGGCAUAACUCUCGUAUUCACGAGCGUUUUACUGAGGAUUUAUUGCGGUCACAGGUUGAAAAGUCUGAGGAAAAGCGCGAACGCGCCACAAAAAAUCGCAGUGUGACUUAUUUUAAAUAUAUAUUGUCAUACCAAAUAAACAAAAUAAAGUAUACAAAAAAAACAA